UCCAUCAAUUCAAACCCUGUAUUCCUACUUUUAUUGGCUUAUUUCGUCUCAAAAUCAUGAAGUACAACCCUUGCUUCCAUCUACUCUCUGUUUUGUGGAUACAAUGUUUCUUGGUUUGCUCAUCAGCUAUAGCUAUCAGGAAUCUCGCCACUGAUCAGUCUGCACUUAUCCUGUUUAAAGAUGGUAUUGUGGAUCCUCAAAAUGUAUUGGCUAACAGCUGGACGGCCUCUACUUCUGUCUGCAAAUGGGUUGGGGUUUCUUGUGGUGUCAUCCAUGAAAGAGUUGUAGCUUUGAAUCUUACGGGUAACAUCCCUCCCCACCUUGCAAAUCUUUCAUUUCUACAUUCUCUUGACUUGAGCAGCAACCAUUUCUAUGGCCAUCUGCCUCCAGAAUUGGGACACCUGCAUCGUUUGAGGGUCAUUGAAUUAAGCUUCAAUGGUCUUAGUGGAGAAAAUCCCUCGAACACUUGUCAACAUGUCCAAUCUUGAGAUCUUGGACUUGGGAUUCAAUCAAUUGUUUGGC
This is a messenger RNA of Hibiscus syriacus, 522 nucleotides long. Its product is annotated as putative receptor-like protein kinase At3g47110. Gene Ontology annotation, molecular function: protein binding. The coding region runs from base 57 to 488 and encodes 143 amino acids. The transcript is spliced from 2 exons. NCBI's taxonomy places the organism in Eukaryota, Viridiplantae, Streptophyta, Magnoliopsida, Malvales, Malvaceae. The record is from RefSeq and is a predicted model, not a curated record.